AUGAAUCUCUACGCGGACGAUCUCUCUCUACUCGAUUACAACUACAACGUCUCCGGUCCCUUCGGCGAGCCGUUCUCUCACCGUUUCCUCUCUCCUGGUCCUUACUUCCACGGCGAGGACGACGAUUACCGCCGCAGUAUCAACCAUAGUCUCGGCGGAGCUUACGGCGGAGAAUCGAAUAAAGAUUCGAGGGUAUCUAAAAAACAUCGCCAUGACGGGAAGUCUCCGUUGCCUCUGGGGAUGGAUUGGAGCGCUCCUCCUCGUCAAUGGGAAGGACGGAACACUGUUUGGCCACAUGAUCCUCGAACUGGUUGGAGUUACUGUGUCACUGUCCCCUCUUGGGUUGACCUUCCCAGAUCAACUGUAUCAGAUCCUGGCGUGUUUUAUAGAGUGCAAGUGGCGAUACAAUCUCCCGAGGGAAUCACCUCCACUAGGCUCAUACUUCGAAGAUUCAAUGAUUUCUUGGAGUUAUAUUCCUCAAUUAAAAAGGAGUUUGUGAAGAAAAGGUUACCCCUGCCACCACCAAAGAAGAGACUGAGGAUGAAAAACGAGACCCUUUUGGAAGAAAGGAGGUGCUGUCUGGAAGAUUGGAUGAAUAGGCUUUUGACAGAUAUCGAUAUAUCCAGAAGCGCUCUGAUAGCAACAUUCCUUGAGCUAGAAGCUGCUGUCAGAUCUUAUUUCAAUGAUGAAUACCAAGAAAAUGAAGAUAGCUCUGGUAACAGUCAGUUGCGUCUACCUGACACCAGUUCUGAUGCUCCUGGUAGUUCAUCAGUUACCAUGGAUCAUCUCAGUGACUCUCCUGAUGAGACAUCUGAUACCUCAACAAUGAAACAUGACGAAGCUAGUCUCAAAAAUAUUGCCUCAAGGAAUUCAACUUCUGAAGAUAAUGUGACUGAUUGGCAUGAACUAAUCACAGAAUCUGGACUUCUUGAUAAGAGUCAUUUUACUGAUAGAGCUGCAGAAACCGGAGAGGCAUCAAUAUCCCGGGAAUCUAACCAAGACUCCAUGGAGAGUCAUGAUGACCCUCAUGGAAACAGUUAUGGUGCUGAUACUGAAACAGGGAAGAAUGUGGCUAUUGUAUUUCAGUCUGAGGAGAGAAGUAAGUUAAAGAGGGUUGUUGAUACGUUAGAGCAGAGACUUGAAACAGCAAAAGCUGACACGGAAGAUCUUAUCUCACGGCUAAAUCAGGAGUUAGCUGUUCGACAAUUUUUGUCAACUAAGGUAAAAGAUUUAGAGGUUGAGCUUGAAACAACUCGAGAGAGCUGCAAGCAAGGGAUGGAGCAAACAGUUCUGAAAGAAAAGGAAAGAUUUACUCAAAUUCAAUGGGAUAUGGAGGAGCUUCGCAAGCAGUGCAUGGAGAUGGAAUCAUUGUUAAACUCUAUGAAGGACGAGAAAGAACAUAUUGAGACUACAAAUGAGUCACUUGUUCAAGAAAACGAAAUGUUGCUGCAGCAGAUGGAUGAUCUAAGAGACAAGUUUGAGAAUUUGCGUAAAGAGCAUGAAGAGCUGGAGGUGAAAUCGAAAGCAGAACUUAAGGUCCUUGUCAAAGAAGUCAAGUCUCUGCGGACCACUCAAUCAGAACUGAGGGUAGAGCUUAGCCGCACGAUGAAAGAAAAGCUGGAGAUGGAGAGAGUUAUUCAACGGGAGAAGGAUAGAGAAGAGACUGCGAAAACCGCAAACAAGAAGCUGAUGCAUGAGUAUGAUGUUCUACAGAACCGUCUUCAAGAGUGCAAUGUCAAGUUCCACAUGGAAGAUGAGAGUAAAUUAGUAAUGGAAUCAUCAUCUCCAUCCGAAGCGAUGGAUCUACUAGCAACAUCUGAUAACCGCAUAGGUCUUCUAAUUGCUGAGACACAGCUUCUUUCAGAAGAAGUGGAAACAACAACAGAAGAACACGGAGGAACAGGUGAUGUAGUGAGAAAGAUGCUAACAGAGGUUCUGAUUGAUAAUGCGAGAUUAAGGAAGCAGGUUAACUCUGUUCUUCGUUGCUCUUUGUCCGGACAUGGAGUAUCAGUCAGAGAAGCUAGAUCAGAACAAGAAGAAGAAGAAGAAGAAGAUCAAGAAGGGAGUGUUGAUCUGGCAAGUAGUGUUCUAAGCAAGAUCCUUGAGAAAUGAUUUUAUUAUCAGGUUUCUUUAUCUUGUAUACUUAUGAUACGUUCCAUAGGGUCAUAGGCACGAGAGAGAAGCCAAGAAUAAAGAUGGAGGGAAAGAAACAUUCUUGUUGGCUAAAGCUUAGGUGGCAAGGCAAGGCAAAGACUCUAAUGUUAUUAGAGGCUUUGCGGUUUCAGAGUCUUCUCCUUUAAAUACGUCAUCGUUGCAUCUGUUACUGGUUAUGUUGAAUGAUGUUGUAAGUGUGAGACGCCAUGAGUCUCCCUUCAUCACGAUCGCCAUGAGAUCGUGAUUGAAUCUUCAGACACGGAUCGCCAUGAGAUCAUGAUCUGAGAUUCACUUAUUCAGCUUAUCCUUUUAUCCUUUUCGUUUGUAAACGUUGGUUUGAGUCUCAAUAAGAUCGAGAGUUCUUUACGUA
Molecule: messenger RNA, 2524 nt
Organism: Brassica rapa (field mustard)
Lineage: Eukaryota; Viridiplantae; Streptophyta; Magnoliopsida; Brassicales; Brassicaceae
Product: PX domain-containing protein EREX
Biological process (GO): protein transport
Molecular function (GO): phosphatidylinositol binding
Source: RefSeq, a predicted model, not a curated record